AUGGCAGCUACCUGUGUGAACCAAGAAUCUUGCGAUGUGCUUGCCCUUGAGGCUUUGCCUCCCCAGUCAAACACAGCUCCAACUUCGGAUCCUCCUGGAGGCUUUUCAUCGUUGGAGAAAUGGAAUCAGCCUCGCGGCAAUAUUUACCGGACCUUUGCGACAUUCUGGUCAUUCCUGGUCAUGGGAGCAAAUGAUGCAGCUUAUGGUGCUCUAAUUCCAUAUCUAGAAUCAUACUACCACCUAUCGUACACGAUUGUGUCGCUCGUUUUCUUGUCGCCUCUGGUGGGCUAUACGGUCGCCGCCUUUCUCAAUCACCGCAUCCACCAUACACUAGGUCAACGUGGGGUGGCCAUUAUUGGACCAGCGUGCCAUCUCAUUGCCUAUGUUAUCAACUGCCUUCAUCCGCCGUAUCCGGUACUAGUGGUCGCGUUCGUUUUUGCAGGGUUGGGAAAUGGCCUAGAGGAUGCUGCAUGGAAUGCAUGGAUUGGUAACAUGGCCAAUGCAAAUGAGGUGUUAGGAGUGUUGCAUGGUAUUUAUGGAGCCGGUGCAGUUAUAAGUCCGUUGGUCGCAACGUCGAUAAUUGCCAAGGGUGGUCUGCCGUGGUAUUACUUUUAUUAUGUCAUGGUGAGUGAAGGUUUCUCGCAGAUAUUGGACCCGGAGCUAAUCAAUCAGAUCGGAUGUGCGGCCCUCGAAUUGGUGGUGUCGGGCACAUGCUUCUGGAAAUCGACUGCCGCCGAUUUCCGCGCAUCCAACGUACCAUCAGCGGAGAACAACAAAGGUGGUUUGAGACAUGCACUCUUCCAGCGCCCGGCUGCCCGGGUAACCUGGCUCUGCGCAUUGUUCUUGCUAGGAUACGUUGGAGUAGAGGUCGCGCUGGGAGGAUGGAUUGUUACUUUUAUGAUGCGAGUCCGACAAGGCAGUGCUUUUGCUAGCGGCAUGACAGCCACUGGGUUCUGGUUGGGUAUCACGGUGGGACGGGUAAUUUUGGGAUUUGUGACCCCCCGCGUCGGCGAGAAGGUCGCAAUUUCGGUGUACAUUGUUUGCUCCAUGGGAUUUGCUUUGAUUCUAUGGCUUGUGCCCCAGUUCUAUGCGUCGGCCGUGGCAGUGUCUCUGCAAGGCUUCUUCCUAGGCCCCCUUUUCCCCGGGACAGUUGUAAUGGUUACCAAGCUUCUUCCUCGGCAUCUCCAUGUCACUUCAAUAGGGUUUGUCGCUGCCUUUGGGGGCAGUGGAGCCGCUAUUCUCCCCUUUGCGGUCGGUGUGCUUGCACAAGCCAAAGGGAGUGAAAGUGUUGCAGCCAUUUAUCAUUGUUCUGUCCGGUGCCAUUCUCGUUACGUGGCUGGGAUUGCCGCGGGUGUCUAA
Molecule: messenger RNA, 1359 nt
Organism: Penicillium robsamsonii
Lineage: Eukaryota; Fungi; Ascomycota; Eurotiomycetes; Eurotiales; Aspergillaceae
Product: MFS transporter
Exons: 4
Coding region: 1-1359 (452 amino acids)
Biological process (GO): transmembrane transport
Cellular component (GO): membrane
Molecular function (GO): transmembrane transporter activity
Source: RefSeq, a predicted model, not a curated record